Molecule: messenger RNA, 32780 nt
Organism: Topomyia yanbarensis
Lineage: Eukaryota; Metazoa; Arthropoda; Insecta; Diptera; Culicidae
Gene: Shal
Product: potassium voltage-gated channel protein Shal
Exons: 12
Coding region: 3412-5112 (566 amino acids)
Biological process (GO): potassium ion transmembrane transport; protein homooligomerization
Cellular component (GO): voltage-gated potassium channel complex; membrane
Molecular function (GO): A-type (transient outward) potassium channel activity; protein binding
Source: RefSeq, a predicted model, not a curated record
UGAACCCGUUCGGAAUCAUCCUCCGAGAGUGGCCCAGCUGGCGAAGAAACAGACUCUUGAAGAAGAGGUUAGCCUUUAAUUCCUGUUUUUCUUUCUUUUUUGUGUGAAACAUAGUGAGAUACUGUUAGUUGACUGCCUCCAGAAAAAAAAUUCAAUACAUACUGGAUCGCUGUCGUGUGGAAUUGGUACCAGGGAAAAUUCACCUGUUAUCCAUCAAAGUGACAUACUGUGUGUGUUGGUGUUACUGGCUAUCUGCCUUUCAGGGAAUUAUUUGCGGAAUUCAUUGAGGUAUGUUUGACAAAAGUUUGCAUGAAUAGUAAAAGUUCAACAGUGGCAGUGAAUAGAUGAUGAAACUUUGUUUCCGGAGUUUUGUCAGCGUGUUUCGUGAACAAUCGACACAAGCUGGAAGCUAAAUAGCUCUGUUUAGUGGUUCGUGUAUUGGUCGUUGAAAGCAACUUCCUUCCUGUUGGUUGAUAUGGCGACUGAGAGACGUCCGAGAUAAAACCAUCACCAUCAGUCGUCAGUCAGUGUGUGGGCGCCGAUGCGAAAAAGACACUGGAAUGAUUUCCUCAACCAGCAAAAAUAAGAAGAUUACAAAGUUUUGCGUUCCAGUACUAGUGCAUGAUUUACUAUCCAUGUAGCAGUACUAGACACUCGUAAGCGUAAGAUAACAGCGAAAAGGCAGCAACAUCUCAACGGUAACGGUUGCACGGGUCAUGUCAGCCGCACUGUAGAGCUGGGCAUUUUAGCCAUCUGUCAGGAUUUUUCGCCACAUCGCUGGACUCACUAAGCCAGGCCAAUGUGGAAAAUUAUACCAACUCUUGAUUUAGGCUGUUCGCGAUUGAAGGGCUGAUUAAAUCGUGCAUAAAUCACCCAAUUGGAUUCCGUCGAUGUGUCGGAAGUGGAUGGGAAAAUAUGGAAAUUCAUGCGAACCAUUCAAGAUAAGGUCUUGUGUUCGGUUAACUGUUUUGGGUCGAGAAAAUACAUUAGAAAUUAUAUUUUCCUCGUAACAGCAGCAGUGUGAUUUGAGACAGGCAGCAAACAGAAAAAUAUCUGAGCAUGUAUAUUAGCAAUUGAAAACGAACACCCGGCGAAGGAUAAAAGAGCAAAAUAGAAGAAAAUAUGUUCUUAUACAUUUGAAUUAGUAGUGACUUUGUGAAACGAAGAGAACGUCCGAACGGAGCGACAAAAAAUUAAUACGGCAAGGCAAGGCAAAUUUAUGUUCAAGGGAAACGAAGAAAUAGUGGUGAAUAAUAUAGUGAAAGAAAGUGGGGAAACAUUGUAAUUGCUAUUGAUCGUCGGGGGGUGAAGCAAAAAGAAAAUAAAUUAUAUUAAACCCCGACAGGCUGUCUGUCAGUGGAAAAUGAACGUUGAAAGAAGGUAAAAAUUGUGAGCAGAUCUGGAAGUGCUUUCCCUUUCCGUAGCCCUUUGCGGUCGUGCCAACUGUACAUUUGCGGCAAUGUCGAACCUGUAAUUCCCAAUAAUUGCUUGAGAAAGUGAACUCCCAAACGUGGCAGAAAAAAACCGUCACCGACGGCAGCUGAAGUGACAAAAAUUGCAUAUUGGUAUAUUUACACUGUGGCAUUGAAGGUUAAAGCUCAGUAAGAGAUAGUGAAUUCGCCAAAAAACGUCAUCAUUGUGGGGGAAUCCCGAAGAAUUUCUUGAAAAACAAAAGGCCAGUUGGUGUUUGCGUCAGUCAAUUUCCUCCGUGCAGAGCAAGGCAGUAAAAAGUUGUAUUUUCAGCAGAAAGAAAAAAAAGUGAAAAAGCAAGAUUUUUUUCUCAUCUCAAGCGCCAGUCCGCCGUCAUAGUGUAUCUGUGUGCAAAGCACUAAAAAAGUGGCUGGUGGUGUUUGUAGCUCCCUAGGAAGUUGAUUUUCCGAGAGCAUACAGGUUUUCAUCACCAAGCAGAAGCAGCAGCCAGUCGACCGGUAGUCAGUGUGUGUAUCGAAGAGAUAUUCAGAAGUCCAGUGAGCCAUCUCCGGAUGUCACCACAUGUUACAUCAGACAAUACAUCUGCUGUCGGAAAUUCGUGAUUGAUGGACUAAUGCUCGACCGAUCCCUAUGUUACUGCUGUGCACAAGGAAACAUUUAUUUACUGCUGUUGAUUGCUGAACGGUGAAGGUGGAAGCGUUUGUCUGACAUCUAGGAUGAGGUGGAAGCCGCUGGCAGUGGACUUGUAAUCACCAUCAUCAUCGUCAUCUCCGUUGUGGUGCGCCCUCGAGAGCUUUACAUUUCCCGGGUUUUAGCGUUUUUUUGUCUCCUGGUGGUUCCAUUAUACGUGUGUGCUUGGUGCAAUGGUAUAUGGCGGCAGGGUCCGAAAGCGGUGCUCGUCCGGAUUUGAUACUUAGCGCCGUUUCGAGUUUUUAUUUGUGAAGAAUUAUUGCUGCUUGUUAGAGUGUAGCUGGCAGAGAGCAGUGGCAAAAAGUUUAACAUGCAGGCCAGCCAGAGAGAAGCCUCCCGGUAACUGAGCUGCCGUGGGGAACAGCUUCGCGAGGGCAACUACUGGAGAAUUUUCAGGAUCAAGUGAUUGUGCGCGUGAGAGCAAACUGGAAUCGUGUCCCUGACGUGCGGAAUAGUGAUCUUUGUGAAAUGUUAGUAACAUGAAUGUGAUUAAACAUCUCAGCUGUGCCGCUUAGUUUGGGACGACGAACGCGAUCAGUGACACCAGGCAGGAUAGAGCUAAAGGUGCGAGAAUUUUAUGCUUCAUUACCAGGAAAAGCUAGCUGACUGUUAGUGUAACGUUAAUCAGGAUCUGAAACAUAUUGUUGUGUGAUAAGUGUGCAACAAACAGGUUCAACGAAGGUUUGUGAAAUCUAAGACCAGAGAAACUUUGUAUAGUUAAGACUUCCGCAUUGGAAAAGAGGAAGCAGAUUUACAUAGGCUGAGAAAUAAUGAAAUGAAAUCUUCGCUGACAUCUAACGAUUUUGCUGUUCUCAUUAUUUUUCAUCUACCUAGGCCGGAAUCAGUAUGAUUAUAACGGACAAGAAGGGAAAACAAAAAGGCGCUUAAGUGAACUCAAUGCAGAGAUUUGAUCCACAGAAUCCGUUGGGUUCUUCUUAAAUCAACUCACGCUUCCCGGAAUUUGAUGGCACAAAUCCUCUAGGAGCGUUCAGGAAAAAUAAAAUGAGUCAUCUUCACUUAGCGACCAACGGAACAGACUGAACUGUGGAGUUUUUCGUCAUUUCAUAUUCUCACAACGUGCGAGACAGUUAGAUUAAUACUUCAAGAAACUGUGAAAGGACCAGCAAAGAAGGUAACAAACCCCCCCGGAGGUAGAGUUGCCGUAUAUAUAGAACAUAACGGAGACGUCCAAUUUUUGUGAUUUGGGCCUUGUUCUAGGAGCGCGGCCACAAUUACCGUGACGUUUCUAGAACUUUUCUCUGGGACCAUUGAAAAAUUCCACCGAAUAGUAUGGCUUCGGUCGCCGCUUGGUUGCCAUUUGCACGGGCGGCGGCCAUCGGGUGGGUCCCAAUAGCAUCCCAUCCCCUACCAGCACCACCGGUUUUCAAGGAUCGCCUUCGUUCGGAAGAUGAGAAGCUUAUCAUCAACGUGUCCGGGCGACGGUUCGAGACCUGGCGAACGACAGUCGAAAAAUACCCCGACACCCUGCUAGGUUCCAACGAACGGGACUUUUUCUACGAUGAAGACAGCAAAGAGUAUUUUUUCGAUCGCGAUCCGGAUAUCUUUAGGCACAUAUUAAAUUACUAUCGCACCGGAAAACUGCACUACCCUCGGCAUGAGUGUUUGCUCAGCUACGACGAGGAAUUAGCAUUCUUCGGUAUCAUGCCAGACGUGAUCGGAGACUGCUGCUAUGAAGACUAUCGAGAUCGGAAACGCGAAAAUGCCGAACGACUGAUGGACGACAAACUGUCGGAGAAUAGUGAUAAUAAUUUGAUACAGCUAACCAACAUCAGACAACGGAUGUGGCGAGCAUUCGAGAAUCCACAUACUUCCACUGCCGCCCUCGUGUUCUACUAUGUAACGGGCUUUUUCAUUGCUGUAUCUGUGAUGGCCAACGUCGUCGAAACAGUGCCCUGUGGGCUACGGCCUGGUCGUGCCGGAACGCUGUCCUGUGGCGAACGGUACAAGAUCGUAUUUUUCUGUUUAGACACAGCUUGUGUAAUGAUAUUCACCGCUGAAUAUCUGCUUCGGUUAUUUGCUGCCCCGAAUCGGUGCAAAUUUAUGCGGAGUGUUAUGAGUAUCAUCGAUGUGGUAGCCAUCCUGCCGUACUACAUCGGCCUUGGAAUCACCGACAACGACGACGUGUCCGGCGCGUUCGUGACGCUGCGAGUGUUCCGUGUGUUCCGAAUCUUCAAAUUCUCCCGUCACUCCCAGGGUUUGCGAAUUCUCGGCUACACGCUUAAAUCCUGUGCCUCCGAACUGGGCUUCCUAGUGUUCUCACUCGCGAUGGCCAUCAUAAUCUUUGCAACGGUCAUGUUCUAUGCCGAAAAGAACGUGGACGGAACGAACUUCACCUCUAUUCCAGCGGCUUUUUGGUAUACAAUUGUCACGAUGACAACGUUAGGUUACGGUGAUAUGGUGCCAGAGACAAUAGCCGGUAAAAUCGUAGGAGGCGUUUGUUCGCUGAGCGGUGUGCUGGUCAUCGCGCUACCCGUACCUGUGAUUGUGUCGAACUUCAGUCGCAUCUACCACCAGAACCAGCGGGCGGACAAGCGGAAAGCACAGCGGAAAGCACGGCUCGCACGAAUACGAAUAGCGAAAGCGGGCGCCAGUGCGGCGUUCGCGAGUAAGAAGAAGGCUGCAGAAUCGCGGCUAGCGGCGCAGGAGUCUGGCAUCGAACUGGACGACAACUACAACGACGAAGACAUCUUCGAGCUACAGCAUCAUCAUCUGUUAAGAUGUUUAGAGAAGACUACGGCACAUUUCAGACACGACAAUAACUGCCAGACGGCACCAUUACUUUCCAACACCGACAUCAUUGGAUACAAAAUCACAAUCGAGCACGACGCUGCGGUUUUCGGUGACGAGAUUGUCCACCUGCGGUACGCACGUGCGAAAGUCGGUGAUUUCGCCGGAUCCACAUCACAAAAUCUUCCCGAUAACCACCAUGAUGAUGACGAUCGGUUUCGGCGGAGGUUAACCAACCUGUAGGGCCAACAACUUAACGAUCGUCGUAUUCAGCGGGCGGUGAAUGAUCUUCGCCUCGAUGCUUUUCGCUGUCAGUGAAACCGUCUUGUUAUCUCGGCUGCUGUCCCACUAGUUGACGGUGGGUAUACGCACGUGACUCGUAUACAGGACGCGCGCUACUUGACACACACAGCACCGUACGUGACCGUACACGAAAAUUGUUGCUCUUCGGUAAAGGAAUUUGUUGAGGAAGUUCUACAUCCAGAUGUUGUUGAUUGACAUCGACCGCCCAGGAAUGCGUCUAAAUGGACCGAGAGUUCGUGGAGCUAGAGACUCAGUACAACGGUCAAACCAAGCGGCCAGGAUCGCCGUCGCCGAUGGCCAGUCCUUCCCACUCAGCCAACACUGCGACCGGUGGAGGAAAUGGACUGCUUCAAUCCUGCUGCGGCCGAUGCUGUUCCCAGCGGUAUCAGAGCUACACCUCAGCGAACCAAUGAUGUCGGGAGGACGAUAUUCCCCUGCGGGAAAGGAAAAAGUCGUAAUAGAUUCCGGAAGCCACCACCGAUGACAGAGGGAGCCGCAACUAGUACGAGUGAGCUCAUCAACUGAUUAGUCCUUAAUCCCGAAUUAGCAGCCAGAAGCCCACAGGAGCCAUUGUCAGUGGCCCCGCCGUUCUGUUGUCGUGUCGUGUCGCAAGCAAGCCCGUUCGGUGUCCACAAGGGAUUCCUCUCCAGCAGCAGCAAUAUCAGUUCGUAGCAGGCCGUGGUUCAGCUGGCAGGUAGUGAUGACGGCUGCUGCAACCUGCAAAUUGUGUGUACAUAUAGAAGAAAGAUAAAUGUCGGAGGAGUCGGUGGUUCGUUUAUCGGUUGCAGCAGCCCGCCAGAUCGGAUCCAGGCCAUUUAGUUUAGCAAUUUCGCGGAAGAACUACGGCAUAUCAUCACUGCUAUGUGAAUUUUAGCACCGGUCACCGGGACACAGCCAUUUGGGACAAUGCAUCUUCGCUCAGCAAUCGUCGCCAUCGUUACCAAGCCGACACUAAUUUAGAACAAAUAAUAAAUUAUAGAUGUACAGUGUUAUUCUUUAAAACUUGGAGUGAAAAUUGGAAGAUGAAUCCACAAAGGUAUAUAAGAAGCAGAAAACCAAUUUAUUGUAAGCCAACCAGAACGCGUAAGAGAACACAAUUUUAGGGUAGUCAUUAAAUUUAUCAAUUUGAAAUCUAGUCGGAGAACCUUAACUGGGAAAUCCAGUAAACAAGUCUGUUCAUAUAUGGUGGAGUGAAAUGGGAGAGGGAAGUGGGAAACAGCUUUAACAAACUCGACUAUUAUUAUAACUGUUACGAUUAUUAGUUUUCAGAAGAAACCCGAUAUAUCAGUACUUAAAUGUUCUUUCUGAUGAAGGUAUGGCAUCUUUUUCAAAGUGUAGAUAAUGUAAAGAUCGUGAGAAAAAUUUAAAAAAAUAUGAAAAAUCACAUAUCAAGUGUGAGGUAAAAAAAUGUUACUGCGAAUCAGUACCGAUAGAAACCAAAUAUGGUGAAAAAUUAGGGGUUCCAUUGAGUUUGAUUUAAACAACUUUUUGUUACAAUUUCAUUUGUAAUUUCCCUUCAUAGCAGGUUCGAACAACUAAUUUUGUAAUAUAUGUACAUGUACCUUUCGAAUAUUUUUUUUAGUUAAUCUAGAUCGAUUCAAUCACUGAAAUGGUUCGUUUCUAGUGCCGAAAACCCCAAACAUGGAUAUCAGAAAAAGCGUCCUUAAAUAAUUAGGAAAGUUGAUUAUUUUCCAUGAAAUGCAAUAAUUUUAGUAGUGAAAAGAAGAAUAGGUGAUAAAUCAAGCAAUUAUUGGGAAUACUGUUGUAGACCUAGAAAAACUUCAAAUUAUUUGUGUGCUUGUAUUUGCUAGGUUUUCGACAUACAAAUUUCAACUCACUACGGGAACAAGCACCCUAUCCAAAGACACCCUGUGUCAAUAGAAUCCGACACCUCAAGACACUAGUUGCUAUUGAAUUCAAUUCGACGCUACAAGAUAGCGGCCGUUUUGGGAUGAUCUUGUGUCGAAAACGAAAAUUGUUGCCAGCAAUUUACCGGCGAUAGAAUAUUUGCCUGCUUAUGAACAGAUUGCUCGAGGCACAUGUCCACUUUUUCACUUCGUCUGGCGUAAGAGGCUUGUUCAACAUUCUCCUUCCAGCUAUAUAUUCAGUUUGAGCCCAGUUAAUUAUAUCUCAAAGUAUUCCUUCUUCCUUCUGGAAACCACUCCAGUCCGAUUGAUUAACAGCUUUCUGUUUCUUUCGGCUGUUACAAGUAGUACUCCAGGACGCCCAUUCCUUUCAUCUACAUCGUGUCGAUAUAUUUGUCUCUAGCAGAGCUGCAACUUUUCGACAGGUUUGUUUGAGCUUGAAGGAGGAACAAAUCUCCAAUCAUGCCCCUACUAUAUUCAAACUGCAGUUGUUAGUUGCAUCAUUCAUUCAAACAGUCGCACCGCUCAAACAUUUUCCAUUCAUUUUCAAUGUCAUUUGCUCUGAGAAUAUUUCUCUACUGGGUUACUGACAAGAUUUGUCAUGGAAAACUAUACUGAACUUUUUUUUUUGUUAGGGGAAACUUUUCCACUGCGACCACUAUUCAGGUUAACUUUUGUGGCUGCCCCUGUGUCGUCCCAACCGGGUAGUACAUUAUUAAAGUAGCUGAGGAUCCGUUUGGGACAGGUAUGCCAUAUCUCGUGAGGCGUCAUAAGAUGCCUUCCGAAGUAUCGCUGCCUUCGAAGAAAUAGUACUGCACAAUGGCAGAGAAUAUGUUCCGAGCUCUCGGGGUCGUAGUUACAAAACCGACAAAAGUCAUCUUAACUUUUGCCAAUUUUUUUCAGAUGAUACUUAGCUGGACAAUGUCCCGUAAAUAAACCUGUGAUUAUACGUAAGUCUUUACGUUUUAGAUCCAUUAGUUUUCUGGCUCUCGUUGUAUCUGGAUGUAUGAAUUCCUUAGUUUGUCGAGCGCCUUCUACGUUACGCCAGUCGUUUAGUAGUUGGUCUCUUGCCCAAGCCUAAAGUUCUAGUUUAAUGGCACAGGUAGAUAUACCUAGAAAUGGUUCUGGUCCAACAAACAUGUCUGAUGAACCACGCCUGGCUAAUUCGUCGGCCACUUCGUUACCAUCGAUUCCUUGGUGGCCAGGUACCCAGAAUAUCAUUACUUUAUUCCGAGUUGCCAGUUGUUGUAAAGAUGUGAUGCACUCCCAAACUAGUUUGGACUCACAUUUCGACGACCUUAAUGCCAACAGUGCUCCUUGGCUGUCAGAGAAGAUUGCGAUUUUUGCAUGUCUGUAGUUUUGUUCCCUACAGACCUCCGAGCAGGUGUAUAUUUCAUAUACCUCUGCCUGGAAAACUGUAGGCCACUUUCCCAUUGAUAUCGCUUCUUUAAUUCUUGGUCCGUAGGCUCCCGAGCCAGUCAGCUCACCCAUUUUAGAACCAUCCGUAUAGAAUGAUAUUGUACCUUGAGGUAGUAUAGGACCCCCUAUAUCCCACAUCUGACACUAUGUGGACCUCAUAUGUGAUAUCGAAGUUUGGUUUAGCCUCCAUUUUAUUUUGAACUGUAGUCAAGACAGGGUUUAGCUCGAGUUUCUUUAUUAUACUCAGGUGUCCAUUUAAAUCCCCAUCAAAUAGUGGUUUACCCAUAACGUGUUUGUGUAAUGAAAGUAGAUGAAGCAUGGCUUCCAUAGCUGUGGUGGGUGUUGAUUUCAUAGCGCCUGUGAUAGAGAGGUAGGCUAGCCUCUGAACUUUAAUUAGUUGAGCUUGGGCGGUCUUUUGCUUAACUUUGGGCCACCACACAAUGGACGAAUAAGUUAAUCGUGGUCUGGCGAUGGUCGUGUAGGACCAGUAAGCCAACCUCGAUUUGAGACCCCAAGUAUUUCCGAAGAGUUUACUGCACGCCCACAGUUCUGUUAUUGCUUUAUUAACGGCGUAUGUCAGGUGCGAGUUCCAAUUCAGUUUUUUUGUCUAGGAUAACAUCUAGGUGUUUCGCUUAUUUUGCGUAGUUGAUUGUAGUUCCACUGAGAGUUGGGGGAAUCAACCUCAGUUUUUUCCUAUUGGUAAAUGGUACAAUUACCGUUUUUGUAGGGUUCACGUUAAGUCCCUCUUUGAAACACCAUGUCAUGAUGAAGUUCAGGGCUAGUUGAAUCCGAUCGCUUAGUACAGAUUCAUGUUUUCCUCUCACAAUUAGGACAAUGUCAUCUGCAUAUCCAACAAUCUCGAAACCCAUUUCAGUCAGAUCAUUGAGAAGAUCGUCCACCACUAGUAACCAGAGCAGGGGUGAUAGCACACCUCCCUGGGGACAACCUUUAUAGUUGCUUUCGUGUCUCCCAACGUUGCUGUGAUCUCUCGACUCUUGAGCAUUGCAAGAAUCUGGUCCCCUAUCGUGUUUUCCACUCCUCUUUUUGCCUAAACAUACUUCACACUGUUCAAGUAUGCUUGAAAAAGCUACACAUGUCAACAAUACACAAAAACUGUGGCCACUGCUGAAUGCAGUGCAUUUGGUUUUAUCAUGAAAAUCCCGCCAACUUAAAAGUGAAGGGUUUUGGGAGGCAUUGAAUUUGAAUCUUGGUUGCGAUAGAGUCAACUGAAUGUUGGCAUUUGAAAUUAUCAUUGGUCACUAGAGAAAUUAUUUCAGACCGAUCUGCAACUUUUUUAAAUAAGCCAGUCAAGGUACCAAAAUAUUGAGUGUAAACUAAAUCCGAAGCGUUACUGGAAAUAUGUCAAUGAACAGUACAAGAAAUUUGGUCUACUGUCACUUACGAUAUACAAUGGCAAGUAUUCGCGCAUUCCACAUUUGAUUAUAUCAGCAUAUUUUUGGCUUGAGUCGUCUUUCAAUCCUAGACUCAACGGAUUUCUUAAAAUUCUUCGGAAAAGGCACUUCGUCGCCUUAGUAACUCUUUCUAUUAUAUAUUAUCUUCUUCAAAUAUUUCUAUUAUCUAUUACUAGCGACGAAUUUCAAUAUCGGAAAUCUGCAAAUACGUUUCAUAUUCAUAAAAAUGGAAAAAAGAAACGUCAAUAACUAUUACGUAAUUACAUCUUUCCAUAUACAAAUUGUUCGGUCGGAGUAAGAGUAUUUAGGCAACAUGAAUUCACGUCUCUGUUUCAUUUACAUCGACUUGUCUACCGCUUUCGAUAAAGCAAAAUGGGUAAAUUUGGAUUCAAGUAAUUCUGCAACGGUUUCGAUCCUAUCUCAAAAACCAAGAUACAGUGUGUAUUUUUUCCUAUUUGUAUUUCGACUAAUACGUAAACACAUUUUCUUUUUUACAUUUUAACGACAUUCAAUUAGCUAGAGAUUACUGGGUAGGGAAAGUUUUUAGAACCACAGUAAUCAAAUGAGGGCAAGGAUGUGAAAUAUACAGAUCGGAAAAUUAGAAGUGGCAGAGUCUUUAGAAAUAGGUUUCAAGUCUUACGGGCUAAUCUUUUGUCUUCUGUUGGCAGGAGUCAAGCUUUGGCAGCAUAACUACGAAUCACUCAGGUCUACUAACAUGUCUACUGUUAAAGACAGACUUAUUCUCUUUACCGACAAUAGAGAAGACACGUAGGAUCACCACCUGUCGAUGAUUAGCAUCAAUGAAAAUGCUGCUAUUCAUUUCUGUUUGCCUUUCAAAUGCCGGGAUAUAUUUUUAUUAGACUAUUGCCAUUGCGCUUGCAGUGAUAGCGGGUUUGUAACAGUGUGUAAGGUAGUCUGUGUCUACAGCGACUAUCCACCGCUGCCGUUGGAUUCCCAUCAGUUCCUUUUUCUUUUUUAUUUCGUCUAAUGUACAGUGCAAUGGCAAUAGUCUAAUAAAAAUCUAUCCCGGUAUUCGAAAGGCAAACAGAGAUGAAUAGAAGCAUUUUAAUUGAUGCUGCUCGACUCCUACCAACAGAAGACAAAAGAUUAACCUAUAAGAUUUUAAGCCUGUUUCUAAUGAUCCUGCCACUGCUAGUUUUCCAAUCUGUAUAUUUCACAUCCUUGCUCUCAUUGGAGUAGUAAGGCUCUAAAAUUUUCAAAACUUUCCCUACCCAGAAAUCUCUAUCAUUAAAAAUUAAAAAUUGCCAGGCGCUCACAUCUGCUUCUAAUAGGCACUAAUACCUCAAUGUGCUAAUUAGAGUCCGUUGAUGUUUCAGCUGAACUUCAAUACUGCGCAUCUUAAGUUGAAGCUGAAUGCUGAACUACACGACGAUCGUUUCAGACGAUCUCAAAAUAUUAUAGUAUGCAUCGUGCUAUCAGUGGUCUACAAGCUAUUUUCAUUCAGCUAUCAAUUUUAACGUGUGUCACCAAACUCAUCAUGCGGUGUUACGGUCUUUACAAAACUGACCUAGGCAUCGCUUUGUUAACGCUUUGUUAAAUAUUUUAUAACUUCUCCUAUAAAAGCUGCAUUGACUUCUGUUUUAUUUUCACUUGCAAUAAUGACCCGACUGUAUCGAUUUUGUAUGCUAUUUUCGGCAAAUCUAACACCGAGAGAAACGAGAGCAAUGAAAUUGAAAGACGAAUAGGUAUUCUUGAGUGAAACAGUUGUAAACUUAGAAUAGAAAGCUAGGAAUAUGCAGGCUCAUAUGGGCAUGAUCAAAAAGAAAUGUGCAGAAUUCUGUGCCUCCUGCUAGUAGAAUUUGGGCGUUCCACCCAAGUCUACCGCGUGGUCGCGCUACUAGCCCCGGUGUACACUGAUGUUGCCUCAUAGAGAAUUUAUUAGAACCAACUCGAGUUCCAACCAGAAUGAGUUUUGAAUGUCAAUAGGAUGUCGGUGGUAGGAUAGAGGUACUAAUCCUGUAAUUGUCAUGUACUAAUCCUUUAAUUGUUUUGUCAUAUACUAAUCCUGCAAUGGUCGCUUAGCAUCGUUUAAGAAGCCUGCUGAAGCAGAAAGCGUGUGUUCCGUAAAAGGAUUAUAGCAGGAAGGUUUUUUCAAGGUUUCUAUUCUCGACAUUGCACUUGUUCAUUUUUCGCUGCCUUUCUCUAUUUUUCGAACACGUAUGCCACAAAAGCACCAUAUUCCGCGUACCAAAGAAAUGGUACUGAUAUCUCUACGCAUCGCAUUUUCUGUUCAAUUUCUCGUUAGAACGUGAAAUAUGCGGCGUAAACUAGAAUUGCACUGACUCUAAAAUUAUCCCAAAAAGAAUAUUAAUGAAAACACUGUGGUGAUAUAGACUUUAUAGUUGGCUUUCUUAGCCUUGUAUAUAUAAAUCAAACGACUUAGUUUUGAAUUAACCGACAGACAAAAGAAGACCACCAAAUCCGCCGAAACGUCAGACAAUUCAAAACUAAGUAGUUUUAUUUAUAUAUACUAGACUUAGAAGGCCAACUAUAAAGCACGAAUGAAAACAGAUUCACACAGAUCACGCUGAAUAAUUGCCAUGUGAUAAUUGAGUUUGCAAUGUGCAGUCAGUGUUUCGGAGGCAUUUCUUGCAGAUAAACAUAAAUAUAAUGUUUGCGUUUUAAUUGCUGGAGUUUUCCAAAACUUUCUACGUAUAGUUUUUAGUAUUUUUGCUGCGGUUUCUGAUUGGGAGCCUGAUUUGAUGAAAAACCGGUAAUGUUCCGGAUCUUCAAAGCCCCAUAUCUCCGGCCACAGUUGCGUGCGGUGAACAAAUUUGAUUGCAUUUUAUUUCCUAAAAAAUACGGCGGCUUGUGGUGUAUAUAUUGUCAUACUUUUCUAGCGGCUUCCAAUUAAUUUCCUUUUUGGUCGGAUUUCUUCCACUGUGCAGUGCUUUGACUAGAAUACUGUAAUUUUGCUUGGAAAGCUGCAAUCAUUUCUUUGUCAUUUGUGAACUCACAUCCGGCAGAAAAGUAAUUGUCUUAAUGCAAGUUUGCAAACUACGCCCAUGGUUGGCAUGUUCAGAUGCAGCCUAACAGUGAUUCUUGUGCUUUAUUCAACUUAUCGACAAUGAUAGAAAUGGUUGUGGACCAAUGAAGUCAGUCGCCGCGCAUGCUCUAGCCAAUUCGUCCGCCCAUUCGUUUCCAGUAAUACCGAAAUAACCAAGUACCCAUAUAUGGUUUUCAAAUGAUACUGCUCGUGGCACUGAAAACUUCUAAAUUCUUCUCAUAGACCGGUUAGUUCGACUGGCUUAUCUAUGAUAAUACCGUUGGAAUCUCUAUCACUUGAAAUACAUGUGUUUUGACAGCUCGAAGUUUUAGGUAGCAGUUUGAUCACUCGCACUUUGAAAGUGCGGAGUCCAGCUUAGUGGAAAGUGCGCAAUAAGUUCUUCGAUUUGAGUUCGUAAUGUGAUUACUAAUUUCGAUCUCGAAGUUGCCGAACUAAGUAUUUUUAGGGCAGCUAAACUGCCAGAGCCAAAUUAAAUUCUUUCACCGAGUACCGAUUGUACGACACAUAGAAUCGUGAAGAUUUCUGCUUGGAAUACGGUGUCACACCUAGACACCAAAAAAAUUGAAUAUUAUCGUUGACAUAAUUGCAAACUUGACACAAAUUAACAAACCAUAAUUCACGAAAUGACGGAACAUAACAGUGCUUCGUUUAAUUUUACAUGAAACAUAUACAUAUACAUAUACUGACAUAAAAUUACACUUAUUACUAUUCAGAACAAACGCUAUAUGUGAAGUAAAAUUACGUGAUUUACGAAAUUCAACGUCAUGGAAAAUUAAAAUCAAACGUAAAACUAAGUCAUUUUUGAUGCUCGUAUAUGUCAGGGUUAGAAGACGUAAAUUUGCACGAUUUUUUCUAGGUGUGUGCCAAGCGAGUAGGAUUGGUUUAAUCUCAUUUCACUAGUUGCACGAUCUAUUGGGUUACUGUUCAAAAGUGCAUGACCCUUAAGAUGGUUUGCACAAGAAAGUGAUUUUUGUUUCAGAAACACAUAUAGUGGUUUUAUGUUCCAGAGUGCCUCUAGAGCAGCACUCCUAAGUAACAAUUGCACGUACAGCAUGCUACAAGUUUUAUCACCGGCUAUAAAACUACUAUAAAACCUCAGCAGCUGUUGCGAACGUACCAGUUGUCGCCAUCAAGACCAAGGUGAUUAGAGUUCUAAGGUGAUUCAUCUUUAGCAGUAACUAGGUGAGGAGUGAGGUAAGCGUGCAGCAGACUGCGGGGAAGAAAAAUGACAGCGAACAACUUUGUUUACCUACUGAAAUCCAAGCAAACAUAUGGAGAGAACUAGUAAACAAUGUUGGUAUCUGUCGUUUCUAAAACCAACAUGGCUGAUCGGCAUUUUUGAGAAUCGUAUUAUCUGAGAAUAAAAACUCCUUGAUGACCAUCUGAAAAUUAUUCAAUUUUGAUAGGAUUGUAGUCACUUCUUUUUUCUUCUACCAUACGCGCAGAUCCACUGACUUCCACCAGUUGCGCAGAUCCACUGGAUGUACGUGGAUUUGAGUCCCAAAGAUUUGCCGGAAGCCUGUCUGCACUGGUCGAAGCACACAGGCCAAUUGGCCUUUGAGUCAAAAAUUAUCCCAAAGUACUUAACUUGUGCUGCGAGGUGACAACAAUUUCAGAGUCUGCAACGGACGAGCUCCGGUUAUAAUCCUUCGUUACGUGAAAAGCACAAUUGAUGAUUCAUUUUGAUUAACUAAUAGUCCAACAUAGCUCAACAACACACAAGGCUUGCUACAUCAACUCAAAAGUUGUGCUCAGGGAUGUAAUGCACCUCAGAGCAAAUAAAGAGCAGAAUAGAAAACGCUCUUUGCACUUUUCAUGCGAUCCACCGCUCUUCUCUUUCACAACAAACCUCUUCACUCCGAUGUGUGUUGCUCCCAUUCGUGCAUUCUACUCCGUGACUGCACACCUCAAAGAGUAGAAUCAAAGAGGCUCUUUAGUGUGAAUCUUGGUCCCACGCACACGGAAGCAGAGAAAGCAACCAAAAAACAUUUUAAAAACGUUCUUCCGAUCAAACAUUAUCUGAAUUGUAGUUUGAUUCGCCUUCCUACUUGCUCGCCAGUGAGGGGAGGCACAAAAAAGUGGCUCUUCAAGGUGACUCCUUGAACGAAAUUGUGCAGCUCUUGGUGCACAGAUCUUUCUCUUUUUCGUUUUCAAGUUUUUCUUUGUGCGGUCGUUCUGUACAUCGCAGUGUUUUUGCGCUGCUCUAUUUUUCAUCAGUGUAUUUCGCUCUUUGUGUCACAUUGUGUGAGCAAAUAACACGCCUGGUUGUGUUAAUGCAAAUACUGGUGAUAAUUAUACGAUAAUCAUCACCGAAAGCAUAUGUCGGAAACCCAAGCUUAUUAAGUUUCUUCAACAUGCCAUCGGCGACAAAGUUCCAUAAAAGUGGUGACAGCACACCGCCUUAAGGACAUCAGCAGACAUCUUAUUUCCUUAUCUCUAUUACAAUAAGCACAGAUGUCGGUUGUUAAGCAUUGCGUGUAUCCAGCUCGUUAUAUCUAUAUAGGUACAUAAGAUACUUCGCUAGUCUGUGAGCCCUGGUGUACACAAUAGGAUGUCGCUGAUAGGAUAGUGAUUUGUCAUUUUGAUUUCUCAUCUACUAAUUGUGUAAUUGUCGCUUAAAAGCGAUUUGCGAGCACUCACGCUGUUGUACUUUGUACAACACUAUGGGAUUUCUCCUUAUCAUUUUGUUGCCAUGAUAUUUAUCAAUGCCAACCCACUGCGUAUUCCUCUUAUUCUGGGCAAGAUAAAAUCAUUUUUGUACACUGACACCCCUGAAGUACAAUAUUAACGUCUGAGAUUGUUUGUUAAAACCAUGUAAAUAGAAUGCGCGAUAUGGGAAUUUCGACAAACCAACUCAACAUAUCUCAAUAUAUCUCGUGAUCUUGACCAUGUAGAUGGUCAUUCUCUUCGGUAAACUUGUUCAGGAAAUCCAUAGCUAGUCUGCGGAUGAUCAAACUGUUUGAAAUAAAAUUCUGCCGAUAGGUAGCGUCUGUGAGCAUGAUCUUUUCGCAGUUUACUGUAGCGCAACAUCCAGAUAUUUUAGAAAAUCAGCGUAUUUGAUGAAGAUGCUUAAGAAAACCAACCAAACCUACAAAAAGAUACACAAAAUAUUUCAGACCAUGUCAUUAAGCGGCGCUAGUGAGAAUGCCAUUGUUUUACAAGCUGUAUCUCAAUUUCGUGAUUUUUUGUCAGGUCGGUGUUUUCGGCAACCUUGCUCUUGAUAUCAACACCUACGAGGUGGUAUAUCGAAUAGUAUUGGGGGCGCUAGUGAGCAUGUCAUUUUUUCAGUCUACCGCAUCUCAAGUUCCUGAUUCUUUAGAAGGUCGUUGCUCUCAUUUUUUUCUUCGAACUAAAUCCGAAAUUAGUGAAUGUUACUAAGGGAGAGAAGAACUAAGUGAUAUCUCGAAAAUAAACUCACUAUAUUGUCAGAUCACGUCAAUUUGUCUUAUUUCACUAAACUAAAGAAUUGUGUUGACAGUGUUUGUUUGUUUGUUGUUUGUUUUAUUUUACAUAUCUUUAGGAUGUUAUCUGUUCAACAAUUAUUCUACCAUGAAUGUUCCACCUGUCUUCGUCUUGUACCCGCCGGAUUGGAGAAGAAAGCCAACUUGGUAGGGGUUUUCUCCGGUAUUCUUACAACAGCUCAUCGUACUCUUCCAGGUCAAACUACUUUCCAGAUACUUGGUACACCACUACUUUCCGGGUUCGUGGUUCAUUCUUCUCCUCCACACGCUGUUCUCAUAUAAACAGCCGAAGAUCGUUCUCAGCAUCCUCCUAUCGAAUAUGUUUCGUGCCCAUAGAGAAUCGCCGAUCCAGUCAGUGAUUUGUAAAUGGUGCGCUUCGUGCGGGAUCUUAACAUUUUGUGGAACCCAUAGUAAGCACGACUUCCGAAAAUGUCUUCUGUUAUUGUUAUCUGACUGGUGUUACAAAAUUUGCUAUCAUCUCCAUAUUUCUGCCGAUUAUAUCCACGUCGUCGACAAAGCAUACUAACUUCCCGAACUUCGUGAAAAUCGUUCCCCACAUGUUGAACCCCGCAUCGACGAUAACUUGACAACUACCAAUAAAUCUGUUUACUAACGCUGAUAGCCGUUGGGAAAAGUAUAUGUGAUAGCACUCUGUAGGCGGCAUUUGGAACUUGAUCGACCUGUAGUUUUCACAGUUUAAACUGUCGUCUUUCUUGUAUAUCGAAUGAUGAUGACCGCUUCCUUCUACUCUUCCGGUAGCUGUUCUAUAUCCCAGAGCCUCCCGAUUAUUCGAAGCAUGCAAUCUGUCAGUUUCUCCGCCCAACUCAAAGAGUUCCACUCCCAUACCAUCUUUACCAUCAAAUUUGUUGUGGUUGAGUUUUUGAAUAGCCUAAUUGAUAGCGUUCAUAGUACACGGUAAAAAAUCCUCACGUUGAUGGAAAGUGAUUUGCAGUUGAUUUCGUACUACUUGCUCAACAUUUCAAUGCGAUAUGUCAAUCUGUUGAAAUGGAUCAUUUAAAAGCACUACGAAAUCAACAGCAAAUCACUUUCAUUUGAAAUGUGUUGUACAUUGCUUCUAAUAGAUCUUGCAUUUAACUAUAUACGUACUCCUUACGGUAUAUCCCAUUAUGGAUUACCUGAGAACAAAUAAUUACAUAAUUAAUUAACUACAAGUAAAAUAUACAAUACUCACGUUCUACAUUACUUUAGAAAUGCAAAUUUUCCAUUUUUGCUCCUAUUUCCGAGCAUACGUUUGUAGUCGAUUAAAGACUUUAGUGUUUUGACACUUUUGACACUUGUAAUUAAAGAUGGAACCACUCAAAUUCAAUAGAUUAGUACAGUGGUGCGAAUUCAAUGGACAUUCAUUUCAAUUUAAAGAUCAUUUCUAUUAACCCAUUCAUGCCCAUGUGGUUUGUGGACAACAACGUUUUUAAACAGCAAUAACUUUUGAAUGAGGCAAAAUUUUCUCACAAAAACAAGUAAGGCUAAUACAUGUGACUAUUGCCUUUCAUUUGAGUACUAACCGUUACAAGGAUUAGCUCUAGAACUGAAGUUAUUGUGAUUAGUCUGAUUGGAUUCCGAAUUGGAUUGGAAAAUUGAGCAGCUUCUAGCAGUGCAGAGGACAUACCGAUCUUUAUGAAAAAUGGCUUUUUGUGUUUUUUGACCGCACCGUUUUCAAGGAAAAAUAGUUAUGAAGCCCUGCAUGCACUAGAAAAAAGUUGGGCAUGAAAGGAUUAAAUAGCUUUCAAAGACCAGGUCAUUCUGAUACGAGUUAUAAAUCCUUAGAAAAUCAAUGUUAAAUCACUUCAAUUGUUAGUGAUACAUGAUAAACUGAUUCAAGUGCAACAUCAUUUGAAUUAGACGUGACAAUUUUUUACCGUGUAGGCUUUUGUACAUCUCCGUCGGCUACAAUACACUCAAAAAAUAAAUCACGUUAUUUCUACGUGAAAACAUACAUAGUUUUCAUCCACCACACUUUCAUGUUAAUUAUAGUAAUUAUAUCAGAUAACCCAGUAAUAGAAGGUAGGGAUCCAGUAGGUAAAAAUUGCUUGCUUUAAACAUACUUGCUAACAAAUGUUCACGUGAAUUAUAUGAAACAGAAUGUGGCAAUUACGUGAACCGAAACGUAGUAAUAAAAUGAAACCCCGUUUAAAUUGUUUAUUUAUUUUAACUGUUCUAAUUUAAAUGUUACGUUCUAAACAAAAAAAACUCGUUAAAUCUAUUAUCAAUCUAAUUAUAUCAAUCAAGCUGUCUUGAAUAACAUGGAGCUUUUUAUACUAAAAUAUUUAACACUAAUGCUUUGCUGAAUGUUUUUGAACUCCACCAAGUCGCUCUGGUAUAUAAAAAAUCAAUUUCGACUAUCAUGGAAUUAAACAAUAAGCAAAAUUUACGUUUGAAAAUUUAUCGAACUGGUAUUCAGCCAUUUUAAUUUCUGCUUUUUUCACACAGGAAAUCCACUUAAACUGUGUUUCAAGAUUCAUCGCAGCGUCACCUUAAGAUUAUGCGUAAAUCACAUAAGUUGUACAGGGUGUCGUGUGUGGUUCAUAGGAAUCACGUAAUGUGGUUCGAAAAGUGAAAUAUAGUCAUUAGCGUGAAUACUCAAGUAAAAUUAAAGUGUUGUAUUUGUUGAGCGUACUACAUAUAAUCAUUCUCCUCAAUUUCCCGGUUAUUUGCCUGUGCACCGUUUAUAUGUUCAUCGUAGUGCUGACGCCACCUUUCGAUCACCUCAUGUUCGUCCAUCAAGAUAGCACAUUCCCUUGCUCUUCACAUGUUGGCCUACGGCAUAAACUCAUUGCGAGAAUCACUCAGCUUCUUGUACAACGUACGUGCUUCUCUAAAAUGAUGCAGCAGCUUCAUGUCCGACUUUUCCAUGUGGCAUUUCUUAUCCCGGUAAAGAUGUCUACUGUUUUCGUUUCUAUCGAUACGACUCCACGUUCUGACGGGUGGAUUGAGGCAAAAUUAUUGCACAUGCUGAAUACUUUAGACGUCCAAUAUCUCUUACGGAACUCGCCAUCAAACCAAUCGUUCCGUCGAGUCCUCUACCGUAUCGUAAGACACUUUCCGCAGCGUUGCUUGUGGUUGCUUUUGUUCUGCUCCAGCAAUCUUCGAGCGGCGCUUCGACGAGCUCCUAGGCUGUCCGAUCGUCGGUCUCCCUCAGGCGGUCCAGGUUAUACUGUGACGGGUGCCGAUAUCUUACGUUGUUCACUACGGAUUGUUCAGAUCGCAGCUUGUUUAUUACUCGGCCCUGUUCUGCGCAGCGUGUGACGUGAGACGACUAAUCUCACCUCACUUUGUGUGACUUUUCUCACCCUAUUCUGAGAGUCGACUCGGGUGAUGUGAGAUUCCCCAUUGCGGUUGAAUGGGUGUCUUACGUCCCCCGAAGUGACUCUUCAGAAUUGGGUGAGAGGUCACUUAGAGUGAGGUGAGAUUAGUCGUCUCACGUCACACGCCGCGCAGAAUAGGACCGACUACCCCUCAAGCGCACCAACCGAUCACACUCUUUUACAUUUACAUUAAGCUGUUUCCGGCUCGUAUGUGUUGUCGUAGCUCUUUUAAUGUAUGGUGUGAUUCCGCAGGCAACGCAGACCCCUUCUAACACUCCUCCUGCAACGCUACGAUGUCGAACUUACAAUCCCUCACUAUACUGGACAGUAAACAGGUACUUCUACUAAAGUUUGUUGAAUGAAUCCAUCCAAAAUUGUUUUCCGGGUUGCUUGCUAGGCCAGCCCGUUAAGCUGGAGAACCACGAGAAGGCGUUUAUUUAAAUACAACACCGACACGCUUGGCUCUGUGGUUUUAAGGUUUAGAGACGUGUAGGGCACACUAGAAUAUCCCAUCCUGCUGGUUCGGGUCGCGAAUUCCUAUUAGAUUGCCACACAUUAUCCACCCUUGCAGCUCGGCCUCCCUUAUUCAAUAUUCGGGGAUCGCACCAUCUAUGUAUGUAUUUCAUACACAGUUUGCUUGGUACGUUGAAUGAAAUGCGGGUAACAGUUUUUAUAUUUUGAACAUUAACUAAAUUUAAAUAAAAAAAUUGAUGAUCCACUUUCAACUGAAAACUGGUGGGUCUAGAUGAUUGAUCAAAUCAAAUUACUGUUUUCACUGUGCGAAGGUCUACUUCUCGGGAAAACAUCUACUAUCUUCAUAAAUGUAGAGAAUGACGUAUGAAGCGGAGAAUGACUUCUGGAAGCAUCUAUAAAUUUAUCUGUAUUCCUUGUUUUUGACGUGAGUCAUGUUUUUUUUCCUCUUUUCAAGAUUCUUAGGAACGUGUCCAAUGAAAAAUAGAAAGAGAAAGAAUGACUGGAACGGUGACAAUUCACCGUUUAAUGGACACACUGACAAAAAUUGGCUCUCAAGCAGGAAUCGAACCUGCGAUAUCCCUAUCUCUAGUUGGGUGACAACUUAUCGACAACUCCACAAUUUCUGAGAAAUCUUCCAGCUCGUGCAUAUGCCAUAGCGCCUUCAGUGGAAACCAACCAUUUCGGCACGAUUGGUGUGAAACAAUUGAAUCAAUGAUCAUUACUGAUUUUAAAUCGUAAUUCCAUCUUCAGUUCAAGUUUAUCGUAAUGUCCCUUCUUCCAUAAAAAUCUGUGAAUCAAUUAUUCGUGAAUGUUAACAUGAUGUUUGUUUAUUGUUGUAAAUUUAAUGAUUUUUUAAGAAAAUUUUAAGAAAGAAAGAAAAAAUAAAACGACAAAUACAAAUAACAAUAAUUGGAUGUUGCGAGACCUAAACCUAAGUCAGAAACAGUAAAACACAAUUUUCUUAUAAGUGUGAAACGAGUUUACAAGAUGAUAGCGUAUUUUAAUAAUCUCAUUAGGAAAGAUUACCAGCAAACUGGAAUGCAACACAAAAUCUAGUUUUAGUCGAGUAGCUUAGACGAGAUACCAAAUGAAUAACGAGUUGAAAUCGAAAUCUAACAACAAAUUUAACAAAUGUAAAACAAACACAACCUACAAACCAAACACACAGCAUAUAGGAUCAAUAAAUGGAACAAUCUAGAGCAUUGCAUGAUGAAGCGGUAAUGAAAGUUGUUGAAGUAGAAAAAAUGUUUUCUAAUAGUUCACCCGUUGUUAACUUCAUCAGCUGGACGACGCUUCGAGUCAAUCUUUGGAGAAUUGAACAUAAACACAUAACAAUUCUAAAAGUGAAUUAAUAAAUAGGAACUGCGAGGAUAUAUGGCAAAUGAACUCUUCCUAAAAGCUACACAAUAAGAGAAGAGAACAAAACAAAAAUCCUAGAUAAUACGGUGAAAAUAGAGAAUUAGCGGAAGAAUUUUGAGCAAUGAAGUGAAAAUAUUAUAUUAAUAUGUCACACACUUUACUCGAAGCAAAUCGCAAGCGGCGAGUGUUAAAGCGAACAAAUCUAGUCUUAGGUAGAAGUCCAACCUGCAAUACUAAUAGCAUCAUCGGCGAUCAUUUGAACAGAGCGAAUUUUGAGCCAACCGCAGACGAAUUACACCGAAGACGAUCAUUUUGUCAUUACGUGUUUCGAUUUGUGACGGUUUGAAGCUGUCAUUCAUAUUGGUUUGGAUUCAGUAUAGCCUGGCUCAUUAUUUAUUCUCACCCUAACAACAUCGUAGCCACAUGACAUGAUCUUCUUCGAUAGAGCCCCCCAUAGUUCGUCUGUGCCAGCGUUUUUGAACACAAAGUCAGGUAAAAGACAAUUGAGACCAAUUGUGGAACGUUCACAACAAUAGAAUAUCAGAGUAUUCAGUGAAAAUAAAAUGUGGAAAAUCUUGACUGUCGCAUUCGUUGACAUUAUACGGAACUGUUUUAGAUUUAGAUAGGACUUUCGCUAAAUUACGUAGGUAACUAUUUAAUGUUUAAUAACUAAAUGUUGUUUGCAAUGGCUUCUUUCAAACUUGAAAUCGAUUUGAUUAUACUAAGCUAAAUACGCUCUUGACUUAGUUAGGAUUCAUGGUCGUUUAUAGCAAUUGAAUAAAAAAGGAUCAAAAAUAACAUCUAGAAAAUCAAUUGUAAAUUUAGCACUCAAUAGAACAAUGUGGCUGGAUAACGAAUUACAGUCGGAUCGCAAAUUUACCAAAAUUGAUUCUCAAAAUCAAAAAUAUUUUAGAAGAAUAGCUCGGAUCAUAGAUAUUACAAGCUAUAUAAUCUGAGUCUACAAUUGAUAUGCCAUAUUGCAUUUGGUUGGAGGUAAUUGAGAUUUUUAGUAUCUGAGAAAACUGUUUCAAUGCCCUUUGAUCAAUUUUUUAUUACCUAUUACACUCAUUUCACCGGAACAGACAGACAGCAGGAAAACUAUAACAAUUUUAAUCAUAACAUACUAAGCUUCCAGUAUGCUCCGAACGCAGUUUUACAACAGAUGCGACAGUCAAUAAAUUAUUUGAGAUCAAUUAGCAGCAGGUGUCGCAAUUCUCACUCAUUAACGCUAGAAGAAAUUUAUCCGAUGUCCAGCUUUUUCAGAAUAAGACAAGUCGCGAAAUUGUUCGAUUCCACAAAAAAACUGGAGAAUAAUUUUACCGAUAUUAUUGAUGCCAUUUAAAGCUGGACUCCAUAAAAGCGCGAUUUUUCUUAUAAAAGUGCGCUUUUACAUUGAAUCGUUUUCAUGUAUGAGGCGCACUUAUUCCUCGUUGGAUAAUACAUAAGUGCGUAAUAGACACCAAGACAAUUCAAUGUAAAAGCGCAGUUUUAUUUACGUUUCUGCACUUUUAGUCGCACUUAUUAUGUGCGCAAUGCGCUAUAAAAUUUUACAAAUUAUUUCUCCUCUCAUCAGAGAAGUGUCAAAAACUACACUGCAUUACCAAGAAAACGAUAACAAAGUAGAGAAGACUUGAUUGCCAUGUUUUUGAUAAGCGCCAGCAAGGUGGCAAACAUAAGAAGGAUACCGCGAUAAACUCAUUAACUCAUUCUUUUGUAGCUUUAUUUAUCCGGAGAAGUUCUAUGAGAGCUGAAAAUGUAAGUUUGAUUAUCGCAUGAAUUAUCUGGACACAUUUUCUCAAAUCAGUGGCAAAUGAAAUGCCUGAUUAGCAGCAAUGAGUUAGACAGUUCACCUUUUAUGUAACGGAAACCCCUUUUUACAUUGGUGAUAUUACAAUAAGGGUUUACAACAAUGUAUUAAUGCUCGACCGAACACUGAAGUGGAUGUGAGAGUUUCUUGGCGUAUGUUUUGGAUGACUUUAAAGAAAAUUGGCCAUUAUUUGGUCGGUAACAAAAUAAUCAAGAAAUCGAAUGAAAAAUCUCCGGUCGUGUUUGACAAAAAUCAGACAAUAUGAUAGGUUUCACUACGAACAAACCAGCACAACAAGGAUUGUUAUCUAUAACAUACAAAUCCAAAAUUAACCGUUAUGUGUUCGACGCGGUACCCGGGUACCUUUUUAGGUUUCAAUUAAUGAAAUUCUCAGGUUUUAUCCAUAGCUGGAAAUUGAAACUUUGUGACAUCUUAGAACUUCACUAAGUCAAGCUUUUGGGUUAAUAAUAUUGUGGAUAUAGUAAAGGGGGGGAGUGAGGAGGUGCUCAAUAAUUUUAUUACUACGUAACAGGCCGACGUGAGUACCCGGGUAUCCACAAAACUGAAAUACCAAUAACUAAGGUAAUUUACAACCGAUUUUGAUACUUUUAGGUGUUUUGAAUUUGGAAACUCAUCCACUUUUAAACUUGGUAAAAACUUUAGUCAUUUCUCAGGAAUCCGGAUUUCCGAAAAAAUGUUCCAGUGCUGGGAUACUAUUUGUGAAUUUCAAUGGAAUACUGGCAAUAUGGGUAUCAAAGUUCUUGGAAUUGCAUCAGUAGGCUAUAUCUCGUGAUUUUGAAACCAUUUGGUGAUUUGACCCCGGAAAGGACAUUCCGGAGCAGGUUCCCGAGGGGCCGUGAGUGGCCAUUCCAUUCCAAUUCAAUUUUUCAAACUGCCAAAGGGUCUCGUAGCAACAAAUAACAGACUUCCGAGACAAUUUGAAGAGUUUGGCCACUCAUAUUGCUAGGACAUCAUUAAAAUUUACAAAUCAUACCCUAGUACUGGAACAUUACUCCGAAAAAUCCGGAUUACCGAGAACCAGAUCCAUUCAUUCGGUUUAAUUUUACAGAAUCAAAAAGUGGUCGAGUUCGUGAAUCGAAAACAUCUAAAAGUGUCGAAAUCGGUUAAAAGAAGCCAUAAUUAUGAGCAUUUAAAUUUGUGGGUACCCGGGUACCCUCGUCGGCCUGUUAAAGGUGUUUUUUGUUGGACACAUAACGGUUAAAUUACUAUUCACUUUAAUUCCCCAAGGGUCACAUUCGAAUACUUCUAUGUGCAGCAGAGUAUAAGAAUAGUUCGUUUUUACUGUGGCCACUCUUUAGCUACUAUGCAAUAGUUGAAUGCAACUUGCGGGUUGCACACAAAAAACUUGCACGGAACGGAUUUCUUAUUUCCUAGUGUUACGCAAUGUUGCAAGAUAUUUCCUACACGGUAAAUCUAGACUACCUCUUUUAUGACUAUGUUUCACACAUUUUUGAGAAGAGUAUGAUUUACGCAUUUUCGAGAAUGUCAACAACGAAGAAAAAUACGUAAAAAGUAUAUCCCGCAGAGAAAAGAAAAUUUACACUUCGACGUGAGGCCAAAUUCAAAUAAGUGUUUGUGUUGCAAACAACAUUUCCCUUUUACUUCCGCGAUUAUUUGUCGAAGGCAGAGAAAUAUGGACAAAAAAAUCUAAACCUCAUUAUAAAUCAUAUAUUGGUACUAUGGAACGUAUGCUUCCUUCUGGUAAAUUUCUUUAAAAUAUCAAGUUUCCUAUUUUUUUUUAGAUUCGAAAGACAUACGAAUGCAUGAAUCCCAAUUAUGAUCAAGUUUAGUGUUACAAAGUUAGAAAUAACAGCUCCCGACUCUUAGCCUACAUAAUGCGUGAGUCGUUUUCGGCGCAUAGCCUUUAAAUACUGACUGUAUUUAAAUAAAUUAGAUAAAUAAAGGUUUAUGUAUUUUUACGUCUCUAAAAGAAAUUGAAGAACAAACAUUUUAUUUACGCAUUACUGACUUCUUCUAAGAAGUAACAAAUAGGUAUUUUUUACUUCUUCAAGAAAGUAAAAACUAUAGAUUUAGCUUUGCAGACAUGAGUAUAAAUUACCCAUUUUAUACUUUGUUGAAAGAGUCAAAACUAUGCAUUUUUUACUUUGUUGUGUUGAGUAGAAAGUAUGCAGAUUCUGACGUACAUUCUGUUUACACAAGAGAGAGUAAAAACAAUAUAUUCAUUUUAUGGGUAGUCCCACUUUCCCUCCAAAAUGCGUACUUCAUAGUUAUAAUAAAGUUUGUUGUGAUUACCGUGUAAGUUGUGGGAUAUUUCUUCAGAUUGCGGGGGAAUUUUUGAACCGAUUGGCAACAACCACAAAUUUUGACUAAAUUUCAAGUGCAUUUUCAAAUAGAUUUAUCAAACAACGAGAAACUUACUUACUUUCUCUUCUGUUAAUACCUCAAUCGCUUUAACAUUUACCCCUUAAGUCUUUGCCGAGUACACGCUCGUAUUAUCGUAUAAUAUAUCGCAGCGAAUAAAAACCUUAGAGGAGACCGGGGCUAGUUGGCUGUGUUUUCAGUUUUCAUUUUUUAUCGUUUUUGUUUAGGUAGAUACUGGAACGGUACUUGCCGAUAGAUGUCUUCUUUUUCUGUUUUCUGUUCAUUCUAUCGUUCGUCUCGCAUAGCCUCUCUUUUUUCCUCACAUAGUUUGCAUGGACUGGCUGCAUUGACAGUACCUCCUGGUUACAUUUGACGUUCGAUAUUUUGCCAUCUGCAUAUCUCGUCUCAGGGUAAAUCUUGCAAAAUAGAACACGUUGCCCAAUAGGGCAGACUGUUGGCCGGCGUUACACUUUUAGCCCAAGUGGGUAGUAAGAUAAGCAUAGAGUGGGGGUCUACUAUUAGAAAUUUGUCGCCUCUUCACAAGCUUACAAAACAAUCGCUCAACAUCAUAGAUCUUACAUAGAGAAUUUCAAACGUUAAAAGGUGUAUGGAAUCAAAUAUCAUCACAAGAAAACGUUCGUCAAAAUUCACCAUCGUUUUCAAACUUUUUUUGUUUUAUUUCGAUUAUGGAGGUUUUAAUCUUAAGGUCAUUCGCCUCUUCCGGUUAGAAAAAUCUCUUAUGAAAAAGUUCUAACCCUAUGUGCGGGGUCGGGACUCGAACCCAGGUGCGCUGCGUACAAGGCAAUCGAUUUACCAACUACGCUACGCCCACCCCGUUUUCAAACUUUCAGGGAAUAAAAUAAAGCAUACUAUUGAAUUAUUUCCGUACUCGUUUUAUUAAAUUUCAUAGCAAUAUCCAAAUGCACGUACCUGCCUAUUAACACUGCUAAUAGGGUCUUAUACAACGUUUGGACCAGUUUUCUUCUUAUUCAUUUUUUCCUCAUUUCUUCUUUCAAUUUCAUUUCCUUAGGAUGCUUCUGGAGGAUCUGUUUCAUGAUGGUCCAGUAUUUUUCAAUUAAUAGUAAUUUCGGUAUGUUCGAGGGAUUAAAAUCCUUUGGACCGAAAUUAAUCAUCUUAGCCUUGUACCCAGUGCUACGAAAUUUCAAAAUCAGUUACCUAUUUCUGCUUGCAUUUACCGAAACCAACAUUCAGAUUCAACGCCUCCCUCAUUCAUUCACUUUCCAACUGACUGAAAUUUCAUGCAGAAUCGAAUGCUUGAGUGCAGAGGAAAUAUAACUUCAUUCAGCAACCAAUGCAUUCAUUUGUUAUUAUGCGGACAGUUUGAAAGCAGAUGUUGGCAUCUUUUACAUUUUCGAGCAUAAGUGAAUUGCGUAAUCUAUAUCUGGUGCACUUUUGCACAAUAAUCCCUCUCAGAACUAGCAUAGAAACAAAAUUCAGUUUGCUUCUGAAAUCGAACAUGUCCGAACUUGAAUGCGCUGCGUCGGGAGAAUGAAUGACGAGGGAAACGAACCAAACAUUUCAUUCAUCGCAGUGGGCAUGAAUUGAAUUUUCUUUUCUUUCAAGUUCACGCAGGGAUUUUUUAAGCUCUGCUUGUACCACUCCAGAACAUCUUUCGAGUAAGCACGAGGUUAAAUUCAGCCAGAAAAGCGUACAGUUAUCGUUAAAUCUCAGAAGUGCAAGUAGAUGCUUUUAGGGGCAUGUAGACAUACCAACUGACUGUUCUAGUUAUCACGAACGGGGUGCUCCGUUUUCAACAUGAACAAAUUGCCUGCCAAAUUAUGCAUUUUUAGCGAACUUAGGCAUCUUCUGCUUUUCAGUUUCCCCAGGAAUGUCGAACUUAGCUACAAAGAAAAGGAAACUGCCAGAAAUCUUCUUUCACAUAAAUCACGUCAUCCAUGACAAAAUGAUACGGUUUCAUCAACAGUUGAGUGUAGAGCUUCCGCUUCCACGCACUUUUCUUCCCCACAGUUUUCUGUCGUUUAACACGAUUUGACGCCUUUGGAAUAUUGUACGUGUGUAGUCCUGCACGUUCUUUGCAUCUUGCACAAAAAAUUGGUUAAAUGUAGUUUUUGCAUCACAUUUCUCACCGAACUAUAGGGAUUCUUCUUGAAACCUUAGAUGAUCCGCUUGAGAUUCUUCUCAUUGUACAUAGAUCCAUUUUUGACCAUUUUUUCAUAUCGACGGUCAAAUUUUCGUUACGACAUACCGUCGUUUUGUACCAUUCCCGGUUUUACAGUGAGAGAUAUCCGGAGUUCCCAGGUAUGUGGGCAAAAAAUAUGUAUGAGGUUCUUCUGAUUUUAUUUUCGACAUGGAUGCACAAUUAGUGAAACUUAAGUCUUGUGAAGGCAAGCUAAAAUCCUAACAUUCAAUGGCAAGCCGGGCCUUUCAGGCCCGUCUAAAUUCAAGCUCGUUUUUGCCGUUCUCAUAUAGAAAGGUUAUGCAAUUGGUCAAAAUUUCGACUUUUUUACCGAAACCCGCAGGGCCAAAUCUCUUAUACUAUUCGAUUCAGUUCGUCGAGAUCGUAAAAUGUCUGUAUGUGUAUGUAUGUAUGGAUGUAUGUGUGUGGCAAACAAUCUCACCGAUAUUUCUCAAAGGUGGCUGGACCGAUUUGUACAAAUUUAGUCUAAAAUGAAAGGUACAGUCUUCCCAUCGGUCGCUAUUGAUUUUUUUCAUUGAUCCGACUUUCGGUUCUGGAAUUACGUGUUGAAGAGUACAAUCACACAGCAAAUUUCCAUAGAAACUGAUACCACCAUGAUGUCCAAAUGAUACAAUAUAUAUUAAAAUAUGUGCAACAUUACUUGGCUUUGCAUGUCUAGAUCUGAAAAACCCACUGAAGGCACUUCGACCACAUUGGUCAGCUAUGGCGGUUCUUGAUGCCCCGGGGGAACUUACCAAAUUCCUAAGAUAAUGUCAUACCUAUUUCUCAGCAAAUUCUUUACCGAUUUUUAAAAACUUGGUUUCAAAUGAAAUGUACAGCAUUCCCAUUGACUGCUGUUGAAUUUCAAAUUGAUCCGACUUACGGUUCCGGAAUUACAGGAUAAUGAGUACGAAAACGCAUCAAAUCUCGAUUUCAGCGUAUAAGGCGAUAGAUGUAAAAAGGUCAAUUUUUCCAAAAGGUGAGUACUCGGAAGAUCACGUUGACUGUCGAUUGGUUCUGAGCUCCAUUUCGUUUGAACACGAUCAAUAAAUGUUUCUGGGUUGCUAUUAAUUUCUUCUGAUGCAUAACCGGAGUACAUAUUCAGAUUUUUCUUCCAAGUCUGCAUCAGUUUCAUCGUCGGAAGCAAUAUCAUUCACAUCUUUUUCCUCGCUUUGCGAAUCAGUUUUGGAAUCGUCUGCUGUUGAAUUCGCUCGAAUUUUUCCAUUAUUUCAGAUUCUUCAGAGACGAUUGAAAACAUGGGCAUAUCGUCUUAUAGCCAUUUCAAUAUUUUGUUGCUUUUAGAUCCUACAAUUUGAAUAAUUACGACAACUAUAACACAAAGAAUAGACAACAAAAAUAGACAAUAACGAGAGAGUUAGGUUAUGUUGUAUCCAAAUAAUUGUCAAGUAGACCACAAUGGGUGAAAUAAAAGUAUUUACCCAAAAAAAUAUGACAUACGUCAUUAUCGUAUGCUAUUUUUAAAUUUCUUAUAAAAGAAAUGUAUAGAAUUCGCUCAAGCUUUCAAGAUUUUUUUCUUAUAAGAAAAGGUAAAAAGAUAAAAUCAAUCAAAACAUGAAAAAAACUACUGCUAAUAUGAAGAUGAAACUCAUCAAAAAUGUUUUUUUUUUCAGAUAAAUAUUAAUGUAUAAAACUCGUGGUAUUCCUAGUAAAUAUUGCAUAUACACCGUGUCUGCCAGGCCCGGCUUGCCUUUUUGUGCAUGUAAAAAAUUCAAACAUAGCUGCGCAUCACUCCUUUGAUGAAAAUUUCACAAUUCUUUAUUUUUGUUAUAGAUUUCAAAGCUACUUUUCAAAAUUUCCAUGCCCAAGCUUAUACUGCAUACACAUUUUUUGUAACUAAAAAAUUGUAACGUGCCGGGCCUCUGAGACCCGCUUGCCCUUUUGAGGGUUAAACAAUACACAUUGAACUAAGCACUCCGAAAAUUGGACAAAGUUACAAUUUGAAAGUGACGCAAUUUGGUUCCGUACACCCUUUGGUAACUAUCAGCGUGCAUUAUCGUUGCAAGUUUGUUGCUCUUGUAGAAAAAUUACCUUCCAUACUGGAAUAUGAGUAGGGAGGAGAUGCAGAAGGACUUAAAUUUUCUAUAGUUGAUUCAGCUGAUUCGAGGUUUUAUUCGUGCAGGACUAGAAACUGUCUUGUGCCUACUUCGCAUGAGUUCUGCAGACUAAUAAAUGAUCCAACAGUGAUAUGUGUAAAAAAUGUCUCAUCUAACCGCUUGGUGGAUUAAGUUGUUUUUUUAUCAGGGCGGUUUUUUACACGGUUUUAUUUAUUAAAGCGGUUUUUGCGCGGUGCGUAAAAACCGUGAGUCUAUAUUACGGAUAAUCAAAGUUUAAAACAAAACGUUUUGUUUUGCGAUUUAAAGACGCCUAAUUAUAAAAGCGACACCGACUAAAUUUAGAAUAAUUGUACCUUCAGAGGAUUUCGUGGAUGUAUCAAACCGUUUUUUUCUGAAACGAUGUUUUCAUUGAUAAAUCCCCGUAAAAGACGUAUAUCCCUAUACAACCAUUUAUAAUAUUCAUCAUGUCUUUUAAUAUGAUCAUGAAAAUUAAAAAAAUAUUCUAGACCCUUCGAUAGAAAAUUUAAGAACUGUUCUUCAAGAGAAACCAAGGUAGAUAUCUUUUGGUCCAGGCACAAUUUUAAAUCGAAUAAGUAAGUGAUGUCAUACGCAACCGGAGUGAUUACUAAUAUUUCUUGAUUCACCAGAGCUCCUGUGCUGGGAGUGCUCUUGUACUUGGGCCAUACCACUCCAUGACGUUUUCCCUGUAACGGCAGGAAACUGAAACUGAAAAAUAGUUUCAUUUAAUAUGCAUAGGCUUGCCACCCCUCCGGGUUUGACCCGGAGACUCCGGUUUUCGAGGACGAUCUCCGGGCCUCCGGGUUUUACAUCAAUUUCUCCGGAUUUGGUGGAAAGAAGCAUAAUUUCAUUUUUUUUAAAUUGAUUGAUUCUUUACAUAAUAUUUAAGACUACUAUGACAAAUUUGUUCUAAUCCAACUGACUAGGUCAACAUCAAACGAGUUCUUCCGGUGUUGUUGCUACUCCUGCUGCGACCUUUAACUGUUGGCUAGGGAGGUGAGUUUUGCCCCUUUGUUGCGGCCUCUGGUGAUGAAUAAUCGACACCACAUAGUGCUUCCCAUGUGAUGCCGCAGCCCUUGCUCCUUUUCCUGUUAGUUAUGGAGGAGAGCAAACUGCCGCUCAACGCAUAAUUGUCCCAUGUGCGUAGGAAAUUCCAUAGCACAUGGGACAGUUAUGCGUAUAGCGGUAGUGAACUACUACACCAGAUUAAACCGACAAAACCGUUCUCAAACGUGAACAUUUACAGCUUUACUUUAACGUAGUAAUAAAAAGCGAUUAAAGUGCUCUAAAAUAUCGAGCAAUCGCUUUGAUUUCAAUUUCUGCCUAGUUCCACUCAAAAUCCACCACUCAGGGUCAGUGAAAAUCUCCGGGUCAAAGUGUCUCCAGAGGUGGCAACCCUAAAUAUGCAAUGCAAAUCAUACAAAAACGUUAACAUAGAAUCCUAGUGUCUUUACUGUAAUAUCACCAAUCAAUAUUAUUUCAAAAGCACAACAAGAUGGACCAUGCAAAAAAAAAUAUAUCCAAGUCAUCGCACAACGUAAUCCACGUAUAGUUUCAAUAGUCAAGAAGCGAAAAGAGUCCAUGGCCAAGGAUCCUUGAUCCGAUCAUGAAACGCCAUUUACAUUCAGUAAAUUAUCGACAGCAGUGAAUUCGUAGCUUCCGAUAGCGGGCUGGAUAGAUUUCAGAACAAAGUAGCUGUAUACUAAUUUUCACCCAAGAAAGCAAAAGUAAAAUCAAGAGUUCGAAAGACAGUAAGUAGAUCAAUGAAACCUCAUCGCAAUAAGAAUGAAGGCUAGUAUGCGUGUUUGGACUUUACAUAACUUACACAGUAACACUAUACAAAACAAAGAUUUCACUCUAUCCUAGAAUGUUAGGAAUUUCUUGUUAAACGUCGUCUGAUCACUCUUGAAGUAAAAUCAGUUUCGUAUCGAGAUUGAAUUGUGACAACCCCAAACGUAGACUCUGCUCGGAGUUUUAGGCCUCUACCUUGUCCCUAUUCGAUAACGACGUAGAUAGAAAGUUAUUCAAAAGUAAUAAAUUCAGCCGAAACACUCGAGCGAGGUACUUACACACAGUUUGUCAAAAUCCAUUUAAAGUUUUGGACUAACGAAACAGACUACAGGAUGGUGAAAUAAUUAAACCACAAAUGUUAGUAUCUUUAACCGAAAGGCAGUGAGACAUGUCCUAGAAACGAAUUACUGUUUAUAUCCAUAUAGCGAUAGAUAAGUAGCCACUAACAGAAAUUUGCAAGCAGAAGAAGGAAUAUCAAAUUAGAACCAAAUUAUUGGUAGCAAACGGAAGUAGAGUAAAUUUAAAUAUUUUUAAAAGAAGUAUUAACACAUAUUUUAAUAAAUCUUGUAUGUGGGCAUAACACCUAGUAACGUACUUCGAGAGAACAAACAACGUGUACAUUAUUAUUUUAACAUUUGUUAUGGUUUUGUAUAUAACUUAUACACAAGUUGUAGACUACCGACGCAUAGAAGCAAAUGUAAAUAUAUAACAGAUUACCAUCUUCCGAAAUGGUGACUAGGGGAAAGUGUGUAUUUGAAUACAUAUAGAACUAAUAAAACCAAAACGUUAUGUGACAAAACCAUCGAAGGACGUUUACUAAAUUCACAACCUACGACGGGUUUACUUGCCCAGGUCGGUCCAUUUUUAGUCAAUAAUGUUACAGAAGAACAUGCAAACUGUUCCGGAAAUAUUGCUGUUGAAGACAAGUUGUAAUAUUUUUUUACCAUGUUGGAAUAUUUUUUCCUGAAGAUAGCUGCCCAUGAAAUCCACAGCCGUCUUGAUUCUUGUUACGUUUGAUUUCCCUUAAAGUAUGAUAGGAAAUGAAUAAAUACUCACUUCUCAGUGUUUAAUAAAA